Helobdella robusta is the source of this 2253-nucleotide messenger RNA. RefSeq lists its product as hypothetical. The record is from RefSeq and is a predicted model, not a curated record. Gene Ontology annotation, molecular function: zinc ion binding; SNARE binding. Gene Ontology annotation, biological process: COPII-coated vesicle cargo loading; endoplasmic reticulum to Golgi vesicle-mediated transport; intracellular protein transport. The transcript has 15 exons. The coding region runs from base 1 to 2253 and encodes 750 amino acids. Lineage: Eukaryota; Metazoa; Annelida; Clitellata; Rhynchobdellida; Glossiphoniidae. Gene Ontology annotation, cellular component: endoplasmic reticulum exit site; COPII vesicle coat.
AUGAAGGUUCCUGAAGUAGCAGUGUACAACUUAUUGCAAGAGAGGAAUAUCCUUCCGAAAGACGGUUUCGAGGUCGCCACGCCCUCCAUGCACGAUGUCAGGAAGACCAACUGCCACCCCGAUUUGAUGUCUUGCACUGCCAAUGUCAUGCCCAAUAGUAAUUCAUUGCUUCAGAAGACCAGACUACCUCUCGGUCUUCUGGUACAUCCAUUCAAGGAUUUGUCUAACCUCCAGGUCAUACAGUCCUGCUCCAUUGUGAGGUGUCGAUCGUGCCGCACCUACAUCAAUCCGUUCGUCGUCUUCGUCGAUCCCUCCAGGUGGAAGUGCAACAUCUGCUUCAAAGCCAAUGAAUUACCAAGUGACUUUUGUUACGACUCGACGACGAACACAUACAUCGAGCCCCACAAGCGACCAGAGGUUAAGGUGGCCACUGUUGAAUAUGUCGCCUCUACUGAUUACAUGCUGCGACCUCCUCAGCCGGCAGUCUAUUUAUAUCUUCUCGACGUGUCGUUCAACGCCGUCGAGACAGGAUACCUGAGUGAAUUCUGCGAGAUCCUGAUCAAAGAACUGGAUAGAAUUCCCGGAGACAGCAGGAAACAGAUAGGAUUCAUCGCGUACGACACUUCUGUCUAUUUCUUCAAUCUCUCCGACGAGCAUAAUCAACCUCAGAUCCUAUGUAUGCCCGAUCUGGAAGAUGCAGACAUCCCAUGUCCAGAUGGACUGCUAGUGAACCUCGAAGAAUCCAGAGACAUCGUCCUUGACCUUCUAGAGAAACUUCCCGCCAUGUUUUCCAACAACACCGAAGUGGGCAGUUGCUUGGGUACUGCCCUUGAGGUGGCCUACAAGAUGAUGACAUCGACGGGGGGUCGGGUGACAGUCCUGCAGACCCACCUACCCACCGUAGGGGCAGGUGCCCUCAAGAACAGGGAGGAUGCUAAUGAAAGGGUCUCCAAGAACAUACAGGGCAUGGGACCAGUGACAGACUUCUACAAGAAGCUGGCCCUAGAAUGUUCAGCCCAACAAAUCUGCAUCGACAUUUUCUUUCUCAAUUCCCAGUUCACUGAUAUCGCCACUAUUUCCUGUGCCAGCAAGUUCACCAGUGGCACUACCUACUACUUCCCUGGCUUCCACAGAGCAACGAACCUGGCGGAGUUGAGGAGGUUUCGAUCUGCACUGACGAGGUACCUCACCAGGAAGAUAGGGUUCGAGGCUGUCAUGAGAGUACGUUGCACGCGGGGUCUGAACAUCCACACAUUUCAUGGCAAUGGUUUCGUCCGAUCGACCGACCUCCUUUCGCUUCCAAACGUCAACCCGGACGCAAGUUUCGGCCUACAGAUGUCCAUCGACGACACGCUGGAAAGUAACUACGUCUUCUUCCAGGCUGCUCUCCUCUAUACUUCCAGUAAAGGUGAACGACGAAUCAGGGUCCACACCCUCUGCAUCCCGGUUUCCUCGGUUCUCAGCGAGGUCCAGGCGUCUGCCAACCAAAGAACAAUAAUUUCACUGAUAUCCAAGAUGGCCGUCGAUAAAUCUCUCUCGGUCGGUCUGGGUGAUUCGAGGGAGGCAUUGGUGUACGCGGCCCUCGACAUCAUGCAGGCCUACAGAGCUUCCGUGCCACAGGGUCAGAGAUUGGCCAACCAGCUUUUGGCCCCCCAGUCACUGAAGCACAUCCCUCUGCUGGUUUUGGCCCUUCUCAAAUUUAUGGCUUUCCGGAUUGGGAUCUCGACGAAGAUCGAUGAUCGAGUGUACGCCAUGGAGCUAUGCAAGUGGCUCCCAUUGAAGCAACUCCUGCUACACAUCUAUCCUGCUCUUUAUCCACUGCAUAAUCUUACUGAAGAACAGGUGUGUGUGUGUGAAGAUCACGUGAUCCGGCCUUCGAUGACGUCACUCUCCUCCCAUCAGAUCGACAGGCACGGGGCGUAUGUGAUGGACGCGGGGUCCUACUUGUACCUCUACCUGGGUUCUGCCAUCAGUGAUGCCUUCUGCGCUCAUCUGCUGGACGUCCGAUCGUUUGCUGGCACCGCGGAAGGAUAUCUGGAGUUGCCUGAGCUGGACAACAAUCUGUCACUGUUUGUGAGGAAGUUUGUGGAGAAGUUGAAUCAUAAGAGGACUGUCGAAGCCCCACUCAUGCUUAUCAGAGAGGAUGGAAAAUUACGCCACAUGUUCUACCAACACCUCGUUGAAGAUAGGACGGAAUCUUCAUUCUCCUACCUGGAGUUCCUACAGCAUCUGCAAAAAGAAAUUAAAGUCUAG